Molecule: messenger RNA, 9471 nt
Organism: Chironomus riparius
Lineage: Eukaryota; Metazoa; Arthropoda; Insecta; Diptera; Chironomidae
Source: the annotation of a GenBank genome assembly
CACAAGCAUAAUAAAAAGUCUUUUGGCAAUUUUCUUAAUUUUUUUCAAACUCAUUUCUCUCGCGAGCAGCACAAAAAGUAUGGAAAUUAAAAAGAACAACAAUGAACAACAGAAACAACAGCAGCAGACAAUGAAAGACACAAAAAGAAUCAAACGAUGACGUCAUAGAUGCAACGGUCCUCAACUUCUUCAUCGGUUGAGUGCAAUUUGAGGAAUAAACAUUGGCAAAGCAUUGAAACAUUAAAGCAUUGAAGCAUUCAAUGUUGCGAUUUCAUUGAAAGUUUUAAGCUCACACAUAACAUUCGUCUUUCGUCUGUCGACCGGUACGUUUGCUAUUUUCUGGCACGCUUCGUGUUGUGUAGUACAUAUAUACAUACAUAUAAAGUAUAAGAAGUAAAAAGAAUUAAUAAAAGAAAAAAAAAUAAUAAUUUUAACGUUUUUCUGUGGAUGAAAAUUAAAAUUAAUUAAGAAUAGUUAGAAAAAAAUUAUCGAAAUUAUAAGUUAGUGGAUUUAACAGCCAUUAAGUGCUAAUGUGAAUGGAAUUAAUCAACAUAUUAAGUGAUUUGUGAGAUUUGAAAGAAAUUAUUAUUAUUGGAAUUAACCGUGUGCCGUUCUGGAUUAUUCACAAGCAGUCGGCUGAAGAAGAAUUAAAAAAUAAUAUAAAAUAAAUAAGUGAAAAUGAUGGCAAUGAAGCUUUUAGCGACCUUAGUGCUGCUCAUAUCGAUCGGCGAAAUUUAUUCGAAAACUCUACUCGAAAAAAUUCAGGAUGAUUCGGAUUUGUCACAGUUUGCUGAUUUAGUUGAACGAGAUCCAGGCAUCGUGUCGUUAUUUAAGUAUCGAAGUUUGACAAUAUUUGCACCAACAAAUCAAGCGUUUCAGCGUUAUCCUGAUCUUAAAGCUAAUGUGCUAUAUCAUAUACUUAAUACACCAAACAAAUUGGAGUCUUUAAAGGCAGAAAUGUUCACGGAUAUGGAGGGAAAUCCACCGAUUUACAUAACACGAAAACGUUCAGCAAAUGGUGAGGAGAUGUAUGUCAAUAAUGCUAUGAUUCUCAAAUCAAGAUCCAAUGUUGAGCUGAAAAAUGAGCAAGGAAAGAAACAGGUUCUUCACGUAAUCGAUGACAUUUUAGUUCCACUAACAACAAAUCAAGGUUCAAGUGAUAUCUACAAUCCAGACGCUCUUCAAUUCCUCACAAAUGCAAAUACUUUCAAUAUUGGAUCACAUCGUGUACGAAGCUUUUAUCAACGAGUCGUCAUUUCCAAAAAGGAACAACUUUAUUCCGCUGAUGGAUUCCACACAUUCUUUAUUCCUGUCGAAGAAGGAUUUAAGCCACCACCCCGUCCUGACUUAAUCGAUAAGAAAGUAAUUGAUGGCCAUGUGAUUCCCAAUCACGUUAUUUUCACAUCGUCAGCACCUUUAGAUCAGCCAUUUGAAACUGAAGCAUUUGAGGAUAAUUUGAAAGUUACGGCAACUUUCUUCACGCAAAAUGAUGGAAAAUCUUCGAAAACCUAUGUCAAAUCCAACACAGUCGUGGGAGACGCCAAACACACAGCCGGAGUAGUCUUAGCUGAAGUAGUUUUGGGUAACAUUCCAGUGAAAAAUGGAGUCGUUCACUUGAUUCAUCGUCCACUUAUGGUUGUUGACACAACAGUCGCUAAAUUCCUCGAGAUGAUGGAAAGAAGGCAUUACCAUUAUUCGAGUAAGGAAAGAGUAAACAAGGAAAAGGAAGAUGGUCCACUUUUCAAGUUCUACGAAGUAAUUAUGGACGUUGGUGGUGAAUUCAUGCAAGCAAUCAACUCAAUGAGAGAUGUGACAUUAUUCGCACCAAGCAAUGAAGCAUGGAAUCGUCCAGAAGUUAGAAAUAUCUUGGCCAACAAACAAAAAAUGCGAGAGAUCUUGAAUCUACAUCUUGUGAGUGAACGCUACAGUGCGGAAAAGAUACGCUCCAACAACAAUCAAAUUAUUCAAGUACCAACAAAUGUCGACAAGAAGUUCCUUUACUUUAACGUAAUGAAUCAAGGCGACGAGAAGACCAUAACGGUUGAGGGUAGCGGUGUUAAUGCAACAAUUAUUCAGUCUGAUAUUGCCGCUACAAAUGGCUUCGUUCACAUCAUCGACCACGUUCUUGGAGUUCCAUAUACAUCGGUCUUGGAGAAAUUACAGUCUGAUCCAAUGUUGAACGACACUCUCUGGCUUGGAACACGCAACCGAUUUAAUGAUCAAUUAAAUGCAACAUCAGCUCGCUACACAUACUUUGUGCCACGUGACAAGGCCUGGAGAAGCUUAGAGAACGAAUUUCCAUCAGUCUACAAAAAACUCUUCAUGCCCGACUUCUCUUAUCAUGCAAAUUCGAUUUUAGAACGACACUUGAUUGUUAGCGAUCGUAUCUUUACAAUGGGUGAUUUAAAAAAUAUGUCCAUCACAACUGACGCCCUUAUUUUAACUCCAGUUCGUGAUCAAUUGAAGAUUAGAGUUACCGAGCACGAUAAGCGAUAUUCGAUAACCUGGAACAACAAAAAGAUUAAUGUAUUCCGUUCGGAUGUGAUUUGUACCAACGGCAUUAUUCACGUGAUCGAUCGUCCAUUUAUCGAGGAGAGUGACAUCCGUGUUUCAUAUAGUACAGCAACAACAUUUAAUGUUUACCAACUGCCAUCACUCAUCACAUCAUUAGUUCUCUUUGCUUCAACAUACUUUUUGUAUUAAGAAUGAAUAGAUUUAUAAAAGACCGAUGAUGAAGAUGAUAUUGAUGAUAAUAGGUAACAUACAUAAUAACAAAAAAAAAAUAUGUCGAUAGUCAACAACUAAUGAAUAUGAAAAAUCUUCAAGUAUAAUAAUUACUAUGACGAUGAUGAUGAUGAUGAGAAUAGUGUAUGUAUGUGAAAUGUGUGCAGAAACAAACAAGAAAAACUCUAAAUUCGAUAGUUAGCGACUAAUUCAUUCAAAUUCUAUUUUAUAAUUUUUAAUUUUUGCUGAAAUAAUUUUUUUUAAAUAUAAUUUAAUUCCAUUUAAUUAAGCGUACGAUAAUAUUGAUAUAAACAGAUGGACGUAAUGAUACCAAACAAAAUAACUAUUCUGAAAUCAUAGAAUGAAUCAUACACAAAACACAAAAUGAAAAAUUAAUAGUAAUGGAAAACAUAUCGAAUGCAUAAAAUUUUAAUAAUUAUCAUGAUGAUGAUGUUCAUUUUAUGGUGAAUAUAUUGACUGCGAGUUAGGGAUGUGGGAUGUGAAAGUAGGAUUAUUAUAGUGAAAUCAAUGACAUAUUGUUGAACAUGAAUUUUAAUAACUUAAGUAGCUUCUUGAAUGCUAAUUAGCUACAGUAGCUCGUUGGAGUAUUGAUUUAAUACUUUGGUAGUCAAAUGUUGCGACAACCCACAAAACGGUCAUUGGUUCAAAACUUGGCAGUUGAGGAAUUCUUGCUUAACAGUUUUUCAUAUCAAAUCGACUGAAAAUGAAGCUACCAAGCUUGAUUUAUAGUCUAGAGACAAUAGUUUCAUCAAAAAAAAAAGAGUUAAUGAUGCUUUACAAUAAAAAAGAGGUUCUAAGCACUAUUAUUGCUUAUUGAAUGACCUCAUACUUCAUAAAAAUUUAACAAUCUCAGCCUAAACGUCACCUAAUGCCUAACCAAUCUCAAUAAUAUCCAAACAACUCUUUCGUUGCCUAUAGCAACUAAACCUCCAUGCAUCAAUCAAUACAACAACCACCGUUUAAUGAACUACAUCAUCAAAUAAUUAAUUAAUGUCAGUUUAUUCAAAAUGAAAAAUAAUGAAAAACAUAAAACUUCGCAACAAAACAAAAAAAACUUUCGACUUGAACAUGAAACAGAAAAAAAUAUCAUUUAAUUUUUCACAAUUCAAGCCAGCAUGUCACUGAGAACUUUUUUCAUAAAAUAUUCAUUUCUUUUUGUCAGUUCUCUCUGUUUGUAAAUGGAGAAAAAAAAUAUAUAAAAGAAUCUCGUGUUGAUGAUAUUAUAGGAAAUGCUAUUUGUGUUCAAAAUAAAUGAAUUUUCAAUCAUCAGUAAAAUAAAAUUUUCAUAUUUCCUUAAACAUAAAAAAAAAACAAGUUUAAUAAAGAGAAAAAGUUUUAGAAAUUGAAACUAGAUUUUUUUUUUCUAUAAUACACGUAUGGAUGAGGUUGGUUCUAUUAAAUGGGGAGGUUUGGUGAGAUUUUGUUUAAGAUUUUUGGGGUGUUUUGAGAUUAUUGGGUUAAAUUGUCAUCUGGGUUGGUCAUUGACUGUCUUAAAAGUUCAUCUUAGAGUCAAGUUGAAGUGAAGCUAGUUUCAAUCACUAGUUUAGAGUCAAGAUAACUUAGAAGCGUUGUUUUAAACAACAUUCUCAAUGACUUGGUCAUCUGGUCUUUUCUGACGGUCAGGACUUCAAUUUUGAACAUUUUGGUAGCAUUAUCUUUUAUAAAUUCAAAGAUUUGAGAAGUUUUAAACUUACAGAAACGUAAAAUCAUUACAAACUUGUUCUGAUGCCAACAAAAACCAUAAAAAUAAAUGUCACAAGACUAAUUUGAACCCUAAAGUUGAUGACAACUGACCCAUCAUGUCAUUCAAAUUAAAUAUCAAUAUAAAAGUAAAAACCAACAGUGCAUGAAAAUGUCAACAACUCAAAACAUUUCCAACAAAUUUUCCACAAAAACACACCAACAUUUUCUGCCAUUUGUAGAGCUAACCUCCUCCAGAACCAUACCACACACCUGUUGAAAUAAAAAGCUUUGUAUAGCAUGAAUGAAAAAUAAUUAAAUUUCAAUUAAAAAAACACACAGUAAAUGUAUUUUAUGAAUAAUAAUAAAAUAACAAAAAACUAUUUAACAACUGCCGACGAAAGACAAAAAAAAAUUGUAAUUAUUAAAUCAAAUUAUGAAUAAAUGAAUAGAAAAAAGAAUUCAACUUUGCAUUCAAUCCACACAGACAUAGUGAGUUUAAAGAAAAAUGGAGAUAAAUAUUUUUUAAAUAAAAACAAGUUAAAAAUGAUAAAUAAAUCAAAAAAAAAUGUCCAUUCUUAUUUCGGAUAGGAAAACAAAAAAUGAAUAAAAUUAAGAAUAAAUUUGUUUUGUUGAUGAUGAAAUAAUGAAGAUAAUAUUAAGUUGGGAGGAACAGGACAGGGCUGUUGGAAGUGAAUUUGAAAAGGAUUAAAUGAGAAAAAAAUUAAAACUUUCAAAAAAUCUGAAAAAUUGAUUUUUAUUUUCUUUAAAAUUGACUUUCAACAUCCAACUAAGCACCUGUCUGAUCUUACUAGCCUACAUAAAAAAUAUUUCAAUGGUGAUUUAAUUUAAUUGAAUUAAAUGCGAGCAACAUCACAUCCCAAAGAUCAUAUGUAUGAAUUUCAAAGUCUAUAAUAACAUUUAUACAUAUUAAAAUAUUUAUGAAUCUCUUUAUAACUUUAUUCCUUAUUCCCUUUUUAUUUUUUUAUACACAAUAGGAAGUUGCAAAUUUCCUCAUGACUCUCUUUUCCUUUUAAAUUAAAUGUAUUUUGUUUGUGAAAAAAUAUGAAGAAAAUGUACGAAUAUUAUUUUUUUGUUUAUAUAAGAUUAGUGCUUGGAGAUAGAAAUUGGAUUUUUGUAGAUAUUUGUAAGAUCAAAAAUCAACAAGAAUCCAAGCGAAUAAGUGAAAUAGUCACAGAACAUUAAGUAAUACAAUAGCAUUAAUCUACUCAUUCAAUCAAGGAUAAACAAAAUAAAAUAAAAAAAAAAUUCACACACCGAAAAAAAAAUUUAUAACGAAAAAGUUCUUCAUUCGCUUUGGCAAAAUUAACUGAAAUUUAAUGCACGAGCGUCAUCGCAAAAAAAAUGAUAAAAGCUUUCGUAAAGCUUCUAAUUGUUCGUACAGUGACUGUAAUGAAUUUUAGUUGGUAAGACAGUAAUUAAUAAUAAGACAUUAAAAAUAUUAUGUAUUAAAGCAAAAAAAAAGUAAGAAAAAAAUGGAAAGAAGUAAAUGAAACCAAUUUAGAUAAGAUGAUGAUGAUGAUGAAAGAUAAUUUAUCGUAAAGCAUGUGGUGAAGAUGAAUAAAGGGAAUGGAUCGUGAAUGAUGUCUAUUAUGAAAUGAGAUUUUUCAGAACCUCUAGCUACCCUCAGAGGCUGCUUGGCACUCGAGGGAGAUACAUUCUGUGUAAAACCUAGGAUUAUUUCAGAGUGUAUUUACAAGUGUCCUAAUUCAUACCGUUAGAGAGAAGAGUGUCAAACUAGAGUGACUAAGAGUGGACUAAGUUUUCAAAAAAAUUAACUUUUUAACUAUGAAUUGUCUCAUAACUCCAGAAACACAAUCCUCAAAAACUAGACGUCAUUUACAAACCACACCCAAACAGUAACACUAAGAAAAUAAUUGUAUCGAGGAUGGAAUUUAUGAGCUUUUUCACGAAAAAAAAAUAAGAGAAAAAAAAACUUUUUAAUUACUUUAUUUCCUCUUUGAAAUAAAAACUUCUGUUGUUGUUGGUUGGAAAAUUAGCAACUUUUUUUUCCUCUUCAAGCCUCAAAUUAGAAAAUUAGGAAUUAAAAUUUAAAAACAAUUUUCUUUUCCACAUGCCGCUUUUUAUGACUUUUUAAUUAUUCUUUUCUGUAUCGCUUUUCAAUCUUAUUUUCCCUUCUUAAAUAAAGUAAAUGGGGUAAUAAAAUUAAUUUACAAUGAAAGUUUUUUGGAAGUCUUACUGAAUAUGCUGAGAGAUUUCUGUAUUGGCAGUGGCUUUGAAAUUUAUAUGGGUUGUUUGGUGGCUUUUUGAACUUGGAAUUGUUAAGAGUUGGGAUGGAAUUUGAAAAUUGUCAAUGUGAGCCACAUUUUUCCUUCUAUUUCAGAUAAUAGCUUUUGUUUAUAAAAUCAAAGGUUCGAUUCCUAUCUUAACAUAAUUUUGAAUAUAUAAAUUCAAGAACAGGAGAUCUUCGAAUUGAAAGCUGUUUUGUUUUCUUAAACGAGCUUAUUUUCUUAAAUUCUAAAUCUUAAUUGUCUUUACUCUUAAUGAAGUCUAAUAUAUAACAAUUGAGGUUCCUAUGUGGUUUUGAUAAGAUUCUAUUUAAGAUUAAACCUACAAAAAAUCAAAAUCUUCGAAAUUUCACAUGAAAUCUUCAAAUUAUGUUCAACUUUUAUCUCCUCUUUGCUCAAUUCUCAUGAUCCUCUUUACUAAGUACUUCUAUAAAUUUCUGAGAAUGUUUACUGACUUAAAUCUGAAAAAUGUCUCAAAAGACUGUCAUCACAUUGAAGAAAUUGAAGUCAUUAAACUCACAAAUUGAGUUCAAAUGAAUUUCUUCUUUAAUCUCGGAGAUUUUCAAAGAAGGAACAAACAUUUCUAUUAGAUUUUGGAGGGACUUAUCUAUUAGACUUCCAUUAGUGGACAUCAAAUCAAUUCCAGGUGGGUUUAUUUUGAUUGUGAGAGGUAAAGAGUUUUAAAUGAUGAAGGAUGAGAGUUCAGAUCUCAAAAAUCUUCGAAUUUAGGAGGAAUCAAACUCACGACUUUACAAAGAAUUCAAAUUUUAAGAUUCAUCUAAAUAUGGUUCAUAUUUCAUAGACAACAAUUAGUCAAUGUGAAGUAAAGAUUUUAAGUUAUCCUUAGUAAUCCUCACAUCUAGAAUUAUCCAUAUUUAUAAAAUCAUUGAUGCUAAUCUAAAAUCAAUAAACAAUAUUUACUUUAUGAGCUACAUCACUUCUACAUGGCUCCAAUUAUCCUUUCUAAACAUUCAUUAAUUUGAAGAUGUCGAGAAAAAUAUUAAUGAAGAUGAAAAAAAUUGCUGUCAAGCGAUAACCAUUGCCUUCUUUUUAAACAAUUUCUAAAGCUUCUGAGUUAUUCAAUAGGGACAAAGCAUAAAUCAGAUGAUUUGACGUUCUGUCACGUCUGAUAAUUCUGAGAAUUUAAGACCUUUAUGGUUUCAAUAAGAAAAGGUUUACGACAUUUCUCGCUAGACACCAAGCAAAUAGCUUUCAGUAAGACUCAACAAAUUUUCAUAGUAAGCAAAAGUCCUUGCUUUUGUUAAAGGGAUGAAUCAACAUGGACAAAAAAGUGAAAGAAGUGAACAUGAAAAAUGAGAAAAUGAACAACAUAUAAAUAUAUUUUAAUACCUUAAAUUAAGAUGACAUUAAGAACACUUAUUGCCUUUUUCAAAAUGACAAAAAAAAUAAGUAAAAAAUUAGGAAAUUUAAAAAUUUAUGAAAGUCAAAAAAUGUGCGUAAAAUGUUAUUUAAAAUAGUAAAUUAAAUUAAGUAAAAAAAUAAAAAAUUUGUCCUGAUUCCGGUGCGAUGAACGAAUGUGUUUUUGUAAUGAAAAGUUUUAUAAGACCAUUGGACAUAAUAAAAAUUUAAAAUUUCAUCAUUUUUUUCUGCGAAGGGUAUAAAAAAUUGUUUAAUUUUGUUCAUAAAAGAAAAAGUUGAAACUCAUCAUCAAAAUAAUAAAAAAAAUGAUAUUUAAGGAAGUUAAGCAUCCACAAUUUGUAUUGAAAAGUAUUAUAGACAAAGAAAAAUCAAUAAUUAAAAAGAAAUGUAAAGAAAAAAUAAUAAAAAUAAUUCUACUGUACGAUUGAACAAAGAAAUUAUGUAAUUCAUGAGGAAAAUUUAAACUACGCAUAAAUCAUGCACGAAUGAGCUUAAAGAAAUCUGCAACGUACCGAAAAUGAAAAACUUAUUAAAAAAUUAUUAAAACCUUAAACAAUAACUUAAUUAAUGAGGAUAUUUUUUAUUCAAUUUUCAUUUUGUUUAUGGAAAAAUUGUAUGUUGGAAACAAAAAAUAAUAAGCGAGUCAAGUCACAAUGUUUAAGCUAACGAUUUUCAGGUGAGAUUUGGGGCUUAUUAUGAUGGUAAUUGGUAUGAUUUUAAGGAUAAGUUUUUGAUUCAUAAUUAUACUUAAGGCUCUUAAGUUAAAGGUUCCCUAAGGCUCUAAUAGGGUCAAUUAUGACUUCUAGAGUGUCAUUGUGGCUUUUAGAAGCUAAGUAAUGUCACUAACUUUUCCUGAGGAUCAUUAUGACUCACAGGAGACCAUCAUUACUCCAAUAUGGUUACUAUGGCUCUAAGGGAGUUGCUAUGGAACAAUUAGAGUAGCUUUGGCUCAAAAAUGAUCAAUUUGGUUCUUGUGUUGUCAUUAAAAUAUCAAAUAUGCAGUAUUGGAACCAAUAUAGUCGAAAUGUCCUACACUUAUCUAAUUUAACUCUUUAAAAAGUUAAAGUUUCAACAAAUCCAACCCAAUGUCUCCAACAAACCCUUCCAUCUCACCAAAAAAAUCACUUUUCUAAUAUUAUACAGCUUUUGAAAGAAUGUAGUCAGAAAAGUAAGGCAGUUAUUGAAAAAAAAAAUAUCUUAUUUGUUUUUGUGAACAAUAAGUUUUAUAUCUAAUAUAUGACAUUUAAUUUAUCAUCUUAUAUUGCAGUCCAAUUUUUAAAAAUGAUGAAAAAACUUAUAAAAGGAAAAAAAGGAUUCUUUUGUUCAAUAUUAUAUGCUUUUUAUGUAAAACAGAAUGAUUUAAUAAAAAUAAAGACGAAAAAUGAUGAAGAAAUAA